Messenger RNA from Scatophagus argus, 1349 nucleotides. RefSeq names its product dharma (gene dharma). Bases 284 to 904 code for a protein of 206 amino acids. The transcript is spliced from 3 exons. Gene Ontology annotation, cellular component: nucleus. The record is from RefSeq and is a predicted model, not a curated record. NCBI's taxonomy places the organism in Eukaryota, Metazoa, Chordata, Actinopteri, Scatophagidae. Gene Ontology annotation, biological process: regulation of transcription by RNA polymerase II. Gene Ontology annotation, molecular function: RNA polymerase II cis-regulatory region sequence-specific DNA binding; DNA-binding transcription factor activity, RNA polymerase II-specific.
GUGACGGGCCAGCUCACUCCUACAGUCUGAAGUGCACAUGUGAGCGGCUGAAUAAAGAAGGCGUUUGAAGAGAAGUGAAAGCUGAAGUUUAAGACACUCUGUCAUGUCAUCCUCAGUUCAAAGAGUCAGAGUUCAGAGGUCAAAUCAAAGUCGUCCUUUCCUCUCAUGUCUGACUUCAUGGAUGUGAUUAACAUAUGAAAGAGCCGCCAGGUGUUUGAUGGCGGUUUAAAUGUGAACGCUGCGCACCUGGGCAGCUCAGAGGCCUCAGCAGCAGCUUUUAGUCAUGGACGGAAGCAGAGUGUCGGACUUCAGCAUCGAGCGCAUCCUGUCCCCGCAGCUCGGACACAAGCCGCCGGUGACGGACGUCUCACCGGACGGAUACAUCCAGGGGCUGCCCGGAGGAUUCAGUCUGGACUCCGGGAGCCCCAGACCUCCUGUCCCGGUCCCGGUCCCGGUCCCGGUCCCGCUGCAGGUGCCAGGCUGCCUGCAGUACCGGGGGCUGAGCUUCGGAGAGGCGUUUUGUCCGUACGGAGCCGCUUUCCACCACGUGGACUUCAGCAGCAUGUACUCAAAGCCGGGAGUUCACGUGCACUUCAGCAGCCAGGAGUCCGCAGACACUCAGCAGCUGGCAGGUUACCAUGGUUACCAUCAGGCCGGCGUGUCCGCGCAGGCGCAGCUGCGUCACAAGUCCCGGAUGAGGACGGUGUUCACCGACAGCCAGACGAAGCGGCUCGAGGCGCUGUUCGAGCUCACCGACUACCCGGCGGCGGAGGCGCGGGCGGAGGUGGCGAGGAGCACCGGGCUGAGCGAGGAGACCGUCAGGGUGUGGUUCAAGAACCGCAGAGCGCGGAGGAAGCGCCAGCGCAGCGGCAUCAAGACCAGAUGCCCCUCAUCUCCUCUGUGAGGGGCCCCUCACCUGACAGGUGACGCUGAACUCUUCACCUCCUUCCUCUGAUCCGAUGGUCAGCUGACCCGCUGAGACAUCCGCCCUGAUGUGACUGCUGGCGAGCCAACAUCUGUGGUGAUGCAUUCACAGGUGGCUGGGAGAGUCUGAGACCCCGGACACACUGAAGUGCACAUUACUCAGUGACUUCUAGUUUUCUAGAUUUAAGUUAUUCUGAACUUUCUAUAUAAUUUAUGGAAUCGGUGUAUUAAAGACACUGUGUGUAGGUUUGAAACAAACUCUGCAAACUUUUCAUAGCGAAAUAAAAACGGUUAUCAUGUGAUGAAUUCAGUACCGAGUCGGUUCUUACUUUGUGUUUCAGACUGCAUUUCACACUAAAACUUGAGGAAGGUGUAGUCUGAAAACUGACCACCAGGUGGCAGCAUUAGAGUUCAGUACUGUAUCA